AUGCAAUUCGUUUCCUGUUUGUUUCGUGUUGCACUGCUUGAAAAUAGAGACGAGCCCGGGUGGGUGGGAGUACCAGUUGGAGGAGCCGCAACUACUACAAUCGACGUUGAUGCAUUCGAUGGCGCAGCGGUGGCCGUACCAUUCACAUUCGUAGCUGUCGGGAGAGCGCCACUGCUUAAGGUUCCGUUUACUACGGUUCCGUUACCUGGAGAAGGGGUGGCUGUCGCAUUGGCAUUUGUAGGAGUGCCGCUGUUCACUGUCGAAGGGGUUGGUGCGGGGGUUGCAAUGGCUGGAGAGCCUGCAGAGGUUGGAAUCGCAUUUGAGUUUGUCGGUAAGGAAACAGGGUUGUCUGGGGAAGAAGGUGGUCUGGACUGGCCAAGUACACGAUUCGCUUUUGGUCGAUUAAUGGGAGAAGCCAAAGAUACGGCUACUAGUGCAACGACCAUUGAUAAUAAUACGAACGUGUAUGAUCUCAUGUUGAAUAGUGUUUUUAUAGAAUAG
Messenger RNA from Paraglomus occultum, 501 nucleotides. The record is from the annotation of a GenBank genome assembly. Lineage: Eukaryota; Fungi; Glomeromycota; Glomeromycetes; Paraglomerales; Paraglomeraceae.